UACAAAAGCGGAACAGGUCAAAAGAAGAAGAAGAAGAAGUCAGUAGUAAACAAACAUGGCUCACUGGUUUCACAGGAAUCCCCUCAAGGCCACGGCCGAUGUCAAAUUCGACCUUAAGAUGGUAGCCUCGGAUAGCCAGGCUCUCAAGAUAUGCAGUGACCUGAAGCAAGCGAGGGCAAGGCUACUGGAGCUCCUGCCCAACGCGAACCAUGAGAUCGAUGUGGUGGAGCCGGCCCUCACCCUGUACCUCUCCCUGCUGCGCGGCAUCAUCGAGGUGCCCGAAGGGGAGAGUUCAGACUGGAGCAAGAUGCGGCACGCCAUACGCUUCCGCUGGACACACUCCAUGCUGGGCACCAAGCCAGAGGCUCACCAUGAUGCUGUCUACGAGUUGGUGUCGGUCCUCCAGAACACAGCCUUCUGGUACAUGAAACAUGCAUCUAAGCUUGCUGCACAGGAAGAGGUGAGCAUGGACGAAGCCAAGCUGGUCCACCGAAGCUUGAGGCGAGGUGCAGGGCUGCUAAAGUAUGCCCAGGAUGAGUGGGUGAACAAGCUGAUCGAAUCACCCGCCCCCAUGAGUGACUCUGACCCUCGAGUGCACACGGCGUACCUCAACCAGGCCACAGCGGAGGCUCAGGAAGUGACCAUUGCAAGGGCCAUCGAGCUGAAACACAACGCCGGGCUCAUUUCUGCGCUCUCCAAUGAGACGUCGAGGAUGUUCACAACGGCUGCGGACUCCAUCUCAUCACUGGACGAGAAGAUUUUUGGCCACUGGUUUCAGUACCUCCGACUGAAGGCUGCUUUCUAUGCCUCCUAUGCCUACAACUAUUCCGGGCAGAACUUGCUGAACCAGGACAAGUGUGGCGACGCAAUACGAGCGCUGCAGGAGGCCACAAAAAAGUACGAGGAGGCCGGCCAGUUGUGCAAGGACUACGCCCACUCCAAGGGGCCGGGAACGUAUGCCAAGCCGGAGAAGCAUCAGUUCUACCGCCGCCUCGCACCCAUCGUCACGCGCACCCUGGAGAAGUGCGAGCGAGAGAACGGCAUGAUCUACCAUCAGAAGGUUCCGUUCGACCCACCGGAGCUUGAAAUAAAGGCCACGUACGGACUGGUGGCCCCCGACGACUACACCCUCCCCCCCAUGGCCCCGCUGUGGACCCCUGUCACCUACAGUGCUUUUGACCUGACCAAGAACAGUGCUGACGAUGAAGCUGCUAAGUCCAAGACGUCCCAGAAGUUGGAGGGAGACUUGCCGCCCGUGAAGGAGGCAGACGUGCACCAGUCAUCCAAGGACCACAAGAACGACAGCGGGUGCUCCCUCAUGUAGGCUGGGGCGCAGGUGCUUAGGCUCAGGCACAGGUUCAAGGUACAAAGGAAGGGUCAAAUUACCACCAGGGUCAUAAAACUACUCCUGGAAAUACUGGCAACUCCUACGAAAGCCUUGUCAACUAUGAGUUCUUGGAUGACGAAAUGUCUUAUAAUACGACCCAUGGAUUGCUCUCCUUCACUUAACUCAGACUUGUAUUUAGGUCUUGUUUGCCAGUUUGUAUCCAGCAUUCCUCUAAGUAUAAGUGUCAGAUAUAAAACUCUCCUUGAAAAUUGAACGGAAAUAGUCUCAAAGUUAAGUUAGACAGUAUUUUUAACGUCGUAGUUCUGUUGAUUUUUUUUCUCUCAGUGCUUUCUCCCCAUAUUUACAAGUGAUAGAGUGAAAGUCCCUAAGUCCAAAGUUUGCCAGUGCUUUUAUAUUACAUUGUCUCUCCCAAAAACAGUGAAUUCUUUUAAAGUUUUGAAAUUAUAACAUGAGAAAAGCAGUUGUCGAAAAAAAUUGAUAGUACGAUGUCUUGCAAAUUGUUAAUCAUACCUCCUGGAAAAGAAUCCCCCAAACAGUGAAUUCUUUUAAAGUUACGAAAUUACAAUAUGAAAAAAGCAGUUGUCCCAAAAUCCAGUAGUAUGCCGUCAAGCAAAUAGUUAAUUAUACCUCCUAGAGAAAACUGAAUUCAUGAAGGCAGGACAUUUUAAUCUGGAAAAAAUGAAAAUGAUUGUCCAAGAAUCCUGCGGUGUGAAUUCAUGAUCAGAAAAAAAUCACAAUCCCUCCAAAAAACAUCUGAAUAAGAAAAAAAUGUAAUCCCUCCAGAAAAAAGCAUCAAUAUAACGAAAAUUAACCUCCAGAAAAAAAUAUUGAAUAACAAAAAAAUAUAACUCCAUGGAAUGAAAAAUAUCUAAAUUCUUGUGAACAGGAAAUUAUAAUGCCAAAAAUGAUGGAUUUCUGUAAAAGCUGCAGCCCAGAUUCACACAAGUAAGGAUGUCGAUAAUCUCAUCCAACUCCAUAAGGGAAAAUACGGAUGUCAAAUGAAGAAGAACAAAAGAAGAAAGAAUUAUAAUCUCUCUAAAAACAACAAUCCGAAAUCUUGAAAUCAGGGAACAGUAGUCUGAAAAAAAAAUAUAAAAAUGUCUGAGAUUUGGAAUGAAGGAAAUCUUUAAUGAGAUAUGAAGAUUCAGCUGACUUUUGCCAUAAUUUGAGUGGUGUCUUUAGGUUGGCAAACUUACCGUGUGUAAUGUUUUCGGCUUUGAAGUUCAUGUGAAGUCUGUCAGUCUGAAUUCCAUUGCUCUGAAUUUCCAAGGAGUUUGAAGUUUCGAAAGCAGAAAAUUCUAAUACGAAAAAAAAUCUCAAGAAUCCAAAGGCAAAAAAUAUUAAUCUGGAUAAUCCCAAGAAUUUGAAUUCUUGAAAAUAGAAAAUUCUGAGCCAAAAAGAGUCACUCGGAAAUUUUAUUCCCAGAAAUUUUAACCAGGAAAAAACACAAGUCUAAUUUCUGUAUCACCGGAGUUGUAGAAAAAAAAGAUAAUUAACAGUUUGAAUCCCGGAGUUCAGAUUGCCAGACUUUUACAGCACGUGCUUAAAAAUUAUCGUGGUUGUUGACGUUUUUUUAGUUUAUUUUUAUGUAAAAAAUUAUAUAUCUUCACAGCUAUUAAUACAACAUAAGAGUUUUAUAUUCAGUAGUAGGGGUAACUAUAAUUUGAUGAUCUUUAAAUAUACAGUAGAUGAUUAUACCAAAGAAUUAUUUCAUUGUGAGGUCAUGUUCCUAUUACGGGGGUACACACAGAAGGGUAAUCACAUAUAGUUAGUUAUCACUCACAUUAACUGUCUACAUUACUGCAUAAUAUAUAGAAUCAAAUGACCUCCAAACAUCAUACUUAAGGAACUGAAAACUAUACUCAGACGAUAUGAAGUCCGUUGGGGUGGUAUCCAAGCCUCCCUACUGUACUGCCGCAUCAACCCCCAAUACAUCACUCACUUAUAUGUCAGCUACUUACUUACUGAUAUCGUGUAUGUUACUAAAUAUUCUGUGUACUGAAGGAUAGAUUUGGCUGCACUCUGGCCAGGAAAUUCCCAAGCAUUACCCGCCCUGUCGGACUUCAUAUCUUAGUCUGACUAUGGUGUGUGAGUAACCGAAGCAACGAAUGAAUAAUAUGUGAAUAGAAAAGACUCCCUGACCAGGAUCUAUAAUCUCUAUGCCAUGUAUUGAAAUAAAGUAUAUAUUAUCC
This is a messenger RNA of Eriocheir sinensis (Chinese mitten crab), 3540 nucleotides long. RefSeq names its product BRO1 domain-containing protein BROX-like. The record is from RefSeq and is a predicted model, not a curated record. Bases 56 to 1324 code for a protein of 422 amino acids. The transcript has 10 exons. Lineage: Eukaryota; Metazoa; Arthropoda; Malacostraca; Decapoda; Varunidae.